UGUCGAGGAUUUCGUACCUAAACAACUUUUUAGAAUCCUCAUAACCUGGUCUAUUAUUGACUAUUUCCACGAUCACUUUAUAUAUGUAUAUAGCACAAUAUACAAAUGAGCGUAUUAAAAUUUACGACAGCGAACCUAAAGCCAAGAAAAUAAAAAUAAGUGAAUCCAAUGCUGGUGAAAUAAAAACAAUUGCUGGAUGUACGUUUGUUAUAUGCACAAUCGACUUCCCUCUCUAAAGGAUUAUAAGUCCCUUGGUAUGCAGUCAUUGAAGGAAGCAAUUGAGACAUUGAUUCUGGAAGGCUUACAAACCACAGCCGUUCGUCGAUCAAUGAAACCAGGCCGCGCGCCACAAACCAUCAAUCGCCAGGCAAUACAUAUUCCAGUUGAAGGAAGUACCCGACGUCGUUGCACCAGCUGCAGCGCAAAAAAAACAAACCCGACACGCACUGAGACAAUCUGUAAGGAGUGCCAGUCCCGCUUUGCAAAAUGUGCUUUGCUCCAUAUCACAGAUUUCCGCCCCUGAUGAAGCUAAGAACGUUAGCGAAACGUUGGGCAUAAAGUGAAGCAGAAACCGAGAGUUUUCACUUGCACUUGCACAUGAUAGAUCAACCAAGCCUACAAUAACAUUAAAAAUCUAUACCAAAUUGAUCAGCAUACAAAAGAAGAAUUUAUCUUUUCGGAAGGCCUGCCGAUAAAAUCGUUUUAUUCAACACCAUACACACAAAAAACAACAAAAAUGAAGCACUACUACCAACAUAUGAAAUAUAAAUACGGAGAAGAUACGUGCACAACAUUAAAAUAUUACAGUAAACAAACCCAAAAGCUAGCAAAGCAAAGAGCACAACUAAAAUUCCUAUUAGAAUGUAGAAAGUAUGACCUCAUACCAAACCAUCUGGCAAA
This is a messenger RNA of Rhagoletis zephyria (snowberry fruit fly), 900 nucleotides long. RefSeq lists its product as uncharacterized. Lineage: Eukaryota; Metazoa; Arthropoda; Insecta; Diptera; Tephritidae. The record is from RefSeq and is a predicted model, not a curated record.